Messenger RNA from Trametes versicolor FP-101664 SS1, 14006 nucleotides. RefSeq names its product vacuolar protein sorting-associated protein 13. Lineage: Eukaryota; Fungi; Basidiomycota; Agaricomycetes; Polyporales; Polyporaceae. Gene Ontology annotation, cellular component: extrinsic component of membrane. Bases 1 to 9432 code for a protein of 3143 amino acids. The transcript is spliced from 54 exons. The record is from RefSeq and is a predicted model, not a curated record. Gene Ontology annotation, biological process: protein targeting to vacuole; protein retention in Golgi apparatus; late endosome to vacuole transport.
AUGGUCUGGUGGUCAGACCCGGGGAAGGAGGUCCUGAACAUCCUGUUCAACCGCGUCCUUGCCCCGUAUGUUGAGAACCUGGACAUGAAUCAGGUUAACUAUGGAAUUGGACAAGGACAAAUCACGCUAAGCAAGUUGCGCCUCAAGAAGGGUGCCUUGGACAAGUUUAGGCUGCCUGUGGAUGUCAUUGAUGGGCACCUGGGCAAGCUGUCCCUCUCACUACACUGGAUGAACUUGGGCAACCAGCCAGUAGAAGUCCUGGUUGAGGAUGUGUAUCUACUCGUCGUCCCCUCGUCCGAAUCUACCUAUAAUCCCGAAGAAGAGGAACGUCGGGCCCAGGCCGCCAAGUUUGAACGUCUGGAGAACGCGGAGCUUCUCCAUGUGCAAGCACGGACUGAUGUCGCACAAGAUUCCGCACAGUCACAAGGUCUGAUAGCAUCCUUGGUGACGAAGAUUAUCAACAACUUGCAGGUUACCGUUCGGAACAUCCACAUUCGAUACGAGGACAAGCUCAGUGUGCCGGGCCAUCCCUUCGCCGCUGGUGUGACGUUGGCCGGGUUCACCGCGGUGUCGGUGAACGAGAAUUGGCAACCCGCCUUCAUCGACACGAAGGCUGGCGCAGUCCACAAGCUCGCGAGACUAGACUCCCUUGCGGUCUAUUUUGACACCGACUGCGGAAGCUUGUCGGGAUUGUCCUACCAGGAAUUUGUGGAGAAAUUCACAGCGUUGAUCUCCAAGGUCAACCGGCUCGCCCCUCAUCAAUUCAUCCUUAAGCCAGUCUCGGGCGAGGGCAAGAUCAUCAUGAACCACAAGCUCGACAAGGAGACACCUCGCUUUGACGUACAGCUCUCAUUCGACGAGAUCGGCGUGCUGCUGGAUGACAACCAGUACCGAGAUGCCAUCUCCCUGGUAGACAUGUAUCACUUCUAUAUUCGACAACACCAGUACCAAAAAUACCGCCCGGCUGCCGAAGAACUCGAGAAGAGCCGUCCGAAGGCGUUGCUCAAGUUCGCCACCACGGCCAUAUUGGACGAAGUCCGCGAUCGCAGGCGGAGAUGGACCUGGGAAUACUUCGCGGAGAGACGUGACGACCGUCACCGCUACGUGGACCUAUUCAAGCGGAAACAUCUUGGGCCGCUCUCCCCUCAGGAUGUCGCAAUCCUGGAAGCGUUGGAGAGAAAGCUCUCAUACGAAGAUCUACGUUUCUACCGUUCUAUCGCACGCUCGCAGCUGCGCAAGGACAUGGCCACGCGGAGAAAACUCGAGGAUGAGCGUAAGAAGCAGCAGCCACAGAAGCAGGGGUCGUGGUCCUCGUGGAUAUGGGGCUCCUCAACAACGGCCGACGGUAGCAGUAACUCCGCACCCAGCAGUGAGGAGACUGCGUUCACUGGUGAGAUGACAGACGAGCAGCGGAAGGAGCUGUACAAGGCGCUGGACUAUGACGAAAAGGCCGUCCUCGCGGAGUCUCUCGACACGCCGAGGGACGCAUUGAAGGCUCGCGUCAAGGCGCAGCUGAACCGCGGCUCGUUCGCGCUAAAAACUGACCCGCACGGCAAGAACAGCGAGAUCGUCUCGGUCGUUUUCGACAUCUUCCAGGCGACGUUCCUGCAGCGGCAGGACAACUUCGAGACGUCCCUCUCCCUCGGCGGGUUCGCCAUUCGGGAUGGCACGACGCAGAAUACAGCUUACCCCCUCAUCGUGCAUGUGCAGGAGAAGAGGAGCCAGAGCGAGAUCGUCAAGACGCUCCCCGUGGAAGAGUCGGGUGUCUCGCCCGACUUGCCCGAUCCGUUCUUCUUCCUGAAGUUCGAGAAGAACCCCCUUAGUGGGCGCGCGGAUAGCGCACUGACGGUUCGUAUGCGGUACAUGGAGAUUGUGUAUCACAGAGGAUACGUCGAGGCCGUGUACAAGUUCUUGAAGCCCCCUGCGAGCCAACUCGAGUCCGUUGAGGCCCUCUUGGAUGUUGCGAGCCAAACACUGGAGGGCUUGCGGAAAGAGACCAGAAUUGGUCUCGAGUACGCCUUGCAGACGCACAAGACCAUCGACGUCAAGAUGGACCUCAACGCGCCUAUUAUCAUUGUGCCCGAAGACGUCACUUCGACGAAAGGCAAGCAUCUGGUCAUCGACGCUGGUCAUAUCUCGAUUGGUAGCGAGCUGGCGAGCAAGGAAGCCAUUCAGGAGAUCCACGCGAAGCGAAAGCAGCAGUACACCGAGGACGACUACAAGCACCUAGAGUCGAUGAUGUACGAUCGUCUGACCGUCAGACUAGAAGCCGCUCAGUUCCUCAUUGGGGACGACCUUCACUCAUGUCUCAAAGCGCUCCGCUCGAAGGAGAACGACAACCUGCACCUGCUCGAGCGGACCAACUUUGACCUCCAGGUGCAGAACUCGAUCGUCCCAACUGCCUACACGCUCGCACGGCUGAAGGUCGCGGGUCAUUUGCCCGCGCUCCAAGUAAACAUGUCGGACACCAAAUACAAGGCCCUCAUGCGGCUUAUCGACGUCUCAAUCCCGCACUUCGAUGACGAUGAAGAGGCCCCGGCCCGAGUUAAUUCCGCCGUUAAACCAUCACCAUCUCAGCGGCAUACUUCUACUGCAUUCAAGAUACCCUCUGGCUUCUUCGGACCGGGCCCGGAAGAGGAGUACGCCAUCGAGACCGACGACGAAGACCAGGCGGUCGUGGCCCAUAGGCAGGGGAAGCCUGCUGAGCGCGAUGAGGGCCAUGAAGAGUUCUUUGAGGUAGACACGGGCGCCAUAUCCAGCCCAGCGCUACACCAGCACGUCGUAGAAGUUGAUUUCAAGGUUGACACUCUUCGCGCCACGCUGUACAAGUCCGCACCGGAUGGGACGGAUAAGGCGCUCGGUGAAGUAUCUUUCCAGGGCUUCGGCCUCGCCUACGCGAUGGAGAAGUAUGUCAUGAAGGUGGACGUCAACUUGAAAUCCGUGUCAAUGCACGUCAACCGACCUGGCAAGGAUCCUUUGGAGUUCGUCUCGUCGGCGGCCGGGCCUUCGGCGGCGGACCUCCUCACCGUCAAGUACACCCGAGUGCAGCAGGCCUCGCCCGAGUAUCAGCCGGUCUAUGAGGGUAUUGACCAGAACGUUGACGUCAAGAUCUCGACGUUCCUGUUCCGGGCUGCUCCAGAGCCGGUCCUCACGCUGUACGAUUUCAUCAUGACCACCUUCGUUCCCCAGAGUGGGGACAAGGUCGAGGCGCCGCCGUCUCCGGAUUCCCCCGAUGGACAAGGCGUUCCUGCGGUUGUCGUGGAUGCUGGUGGUUCGCCCGAGAAGAUCAGAGUGCUGCUGACGCUCGAGAGUAUCCAAGUCAUCCUCAUCAACGACGACGUCCGGAUCGCGACUCUGUCUCUCUCGACGGCGUACGUCGCGAUCGUGCUUCGCGCGAACACCAUGCGCAUCAACGGCCGCCUGGGGAGUCUCGCACUGAACGACGACUCGCCAAUCCAGACGGCCUCGCCCGAGUUCAAGCAGAUUUUGUCCAUCGAAGGCGACAACUUCGCGGACUUCACCUACCAGACCUACAACCCCGAAGAUCACGAGACAUACACGGGGGUGAAGUCCUCGGUCUCCCUCAACACGGGCUCUGUGAAGGUCCACUACCUUGAGCACAGUCUGCACGAUGCGUAUCAGUUCGUCAUGCGUCUUGCCAAGCUCAAGGGCUUCUAUGAUGCCGCCACAGAAGCUGCGGUACAACGCGCUUCUGAGAUCGAGCGCAUGCAGUUUGACGUCUCCAUUAGCACGCCCAUCAUCGUGUUCCCUGCGGAUGCCCAGAACUCGCUGGACGUCCUGACCAUGCGCCUCGGCGCGCUUAGCGCUCGGAAUUCGUACGAGAACGACGGCGACCGCAUUACGGCCGGAUUGCACGGUAUACAGCUGACGUCAUGUCUACACUACGAUGACCAGCCGUCCGUCCUGAAGAUUGUCGACGAUAUCGACAUCAACGCGGACAUUACACAGUAUAGCGGGAUUGACCGUUCUAAGGAUUUGGAACGUCCGAACACGCAGGUCUCCGUCAAGAUUUCCGAUGUCCGACUGCACCUCACGGAACCCCAGUAUUGUCUCCUCAUCGCCUUGUCUCAGUCGAUUCCGAAGGUAUUCGCAGACGUGCCCGAAGUUGACCAUGAGCCGGAACCAACGCAACCCCUCGAAUCUUCAAGUACGCCGAACGCCAGCUCGGACUCGACCACCGUAGUCGAUCUGCGGCCUGAGCUGUCAACCAACCCCUCCUCGGGUGACACGCGGCCCUGGACUUCAUUGGAUGUGGUGGUCGCCGUCAGCGCCAUUAAGCUGCACCUCUAUGACGCUCUUGCCACCACUCAGGCAAACGUCAAGGAACACGGCAUCGCUCGGUUUGCCCUGAGCGACAAUAGCCUCAGGCUCAAGAUGCUAUCCGAUGGCGCUCUAGAAUCCCAGGUCGUCUUGAAGUCUAUGACGAUGAGCAACACCCGCCCUGGGCCCUCGAAGUUCCGCGAGAUCAUGCCUGCAGCUCAGCACGAGCGGAACCAGAUCAUGCUCCUGUUUAGUUUGUCGGGUGGAGCAAGCAACACCGGUCUUGCUGUUCUGACCGUCGACUCGCCUGAGGUUAUCUUCGCGGUCGAUCCUAUCAUCUCCCUGCUAGAGUUCUUUACCAGUGCAUUCCCUCCACAAGCCGAGCCAGCGGAUGAAGUCGACGACGUCGACGCGGAGCAGACUGAGCCGAGCCCUUCAGGUUUGAAGAUCGACUUCCGUCUAGAUCUGCACGACGUGUCUGUUUGUGUUCUAGAGGACGAUGCCAGCAACGAGUCCCAGGCGAUCAGACUGACCGUCAAGCAACUGCUCGUCUCGCAGCAGGGAGUGUUCGCCGUGAGCGUGAAGCAAGUUGGGAUGUCCCUCACCCGCAUGGGCAAACCAUCUGAAAGCGUUCGAUUCCUCGACGACGUCGACCUGACAUUUACACUGGACAGCCGCUCCUCUGGAGCGCACCAGUCUACCAGCAUCGAAGUCACGUCGCUGCCUAUAGUUUUCCGAGCCUCGUACCGUGACAUCAUGCUCAUCACGGCCAUCGUCAACAAAGCGAUCGCGUUGUACGGCAACUCCAGCCAAUCGUCGGGGCCGGAACGGCCAGGUCUUGAAAAGACUCCAAGCCGACCAGCAUUGAUGUCCGCCAGAAGGGGUUCGAGGCCGACGACUUCUCGCGUUCAGCCCGUCGGCAGUGCCCAUGUUGUGACGCACAAGGAGCAGUUCAGAGGCUCGUUCGAAGGAUUCCGCCUAGUCCUUAUCGGUGACCUUCAUGAGCAGCCCCUCUUGCAUUUGAGGGUGAAGCCCUUCAUCCUCGGGGCGAAGGACUGGUCCGGAGAGCUCCAAGCAACAUCCACCCUCUCGGUCCACGUUAGCUACUGGAAUCUUUCGAACUCGCAUUGGGAGCCUCUGAUCGAUCCAUGGACGUUCACAGCAUCAAUCGCAAAGGAGUCCCCCACCGGCGGCAUGAAAAUGUCGGUCAACGCAAAUCAGCGCUUAGAUGUGAACGUCACGAUGACCUUCGUUGAACUUACUCUUGCGACCUCGAAGAUGCUUGGGGUAGAGGGCGAACGGAUGCUGCAGAAAGCUCGCGGGAGCUACGCUCCGUACCGCAUAUGGAACAGGACGGGGUACCCUCUGUUUAUCUGGUCAGACACAGAUGGCAGCCACGACAACAAGGAUACCUCGGCGAAGCAGAUCGCGAACGGCAAGACCAUCGACUGGAGGUUUGAUGACUGGAAGACAAUGCGUGAGCAUGUCUCCUCUAGUGGACACAACAGCAUCGGCCUGCAGAUUGCCGGAAAGCAGUGGGAGCAUCUUCGCAGCAUCCCCGUCGAUAGAGAGGGGGAGUACACAUUCUCCCUGAGGCCUCGUUCGGAGAAGUAUGCACAUCGUUUGGUUUGUGAGGUGAAGGUCCAGGGCAACGUCAAGUUGGUCGUGUUGCGGUCGACAUACAAGAUAGAGAACCACACGCUCUAUCCGACAGAGCUUACUUUGGUAGACGAAACCGGUCAGCCGGUGUACGCUGUAGAGAAGAUCGCCCCUGGACAAGACUAUGCCCUACCCCUCGAUGCAGUCAAUCGGUGCCGUGUCCGACUACAACCUGAUCAGGGUUUCGGUUACAAGUGGUCUCCGGCAAUCCGAUGGGAGGACCUCAUUGCCAAGCGAGGCUUCACGCUGCGUUGCCCUCACUCAGACCAAAAUGAGGCAGCCUUCAGGUUCCAAGCCUGGGCUGAUGCGGACUCCAACGAUAUCGCGUCACGCAAACUGCCGAGGAUCACGCUCAAACUUCGGGCACCGAUCGAGCUAGAGAACUUGCUCCCGUAUAACCUCGACUACCGCAUCUACGACAAGGAAACCGAUCAGAACUGGAGGAGCUACCUGCGUAAAGGCGGUGUCAUGCCUGUUCAUUCAGUCGAGCUUGCGCAUCUUGUGUUGUUGAACAUCCAGAUCCAGGACACAGUCUUCAAACCGAGUGACUUCGCCAUCAUCAAUACCGACGGCAAUUCCGACUUUGACGUUGAAAACAAACUUGUGUUGAGGGACCCCGACGGCCACAAGCUAGAUCUAAAGCUUAACUACGUACACUAUCCCGAUUCCGGUGGUUCUUUCAAAGUGCAGGUCUACAGUCCCUACAUCGUCUUGAACAAGACCGGGCUUCCGUUCUCAGUACGGCCAUCUAGUUCUCGAGUCGGUUCGUCAUCAGAAGUUGCAGGGGAAACAAGACCAGACAUCCUCGCCAAACUUAUUCCCUUCUUGUUGUCUCAUUCCAUCGACAACGGCAAGGACUUCGCAUUCAAGCUCGGAGAUUCUGCUUGGUCGCAGACUGUCAGCCUGGACGCCCCAACAGCCGAGACAAGACUUGUGAUGCCACACCAGACACAGAAGGCGGAUGAAAUACACGUCGGUCUCUCAUGGACAGAAGGACUAGGAAAGUACAAGUUGACAAAGGUCAUCACUCUGGCGCCUCGUUUCAUCGUCGUCAACAACUUCUCCCAACCUUUGGCGUUCCGAGAGCAUGGCGUGGCACCCCGCGGACGUCCUACGAUCGAACCUGGAGAGAAGCGCCCCUUGCACUUCUUGCGUGUUGGUGAUGAGAAGCUGCUCACCCUCGCCAUCCCGGGCCUCAAUGCACAAUGGUCUCCCGCCAUCAAUCUGGAGGAUAUAGGCAGCGUGCACUUCCGCUUGCACGCUUCAGAAGGAAGCCAGAACAUGCGUCUAAUGCGAGCAGAUGUAAAGAUUGAAGGGCCUACCAUCUUCAUCUUCAUCGACGAAGCCACCGAGGGUUGGCCGUUCACGAUCGAGAACGACACCGACCACACAUUCACCCUGACCCAAACGGAUCUCAAUCGCAAGGAAGGAGGGCAGGCUGCGAAGUCUGGCCCGACUUACACGGUUGCCGCCAGGUCCAGUCUUGACUAUGCGUGGGACAGUCCAGCUGCUAGGGACAAGCGGAUCGUCCUCGCAGUCAGUGGCUCCCGCCGAGAGAUCGACGUCAUGGAGAUCGGCGACCUGGUGCCGUUCAAGUUUGCCGGCGAGCGAGGAACGCAGACGGUAUCUUUGGACGUACGUGCCGAUGGUCAUAGGCAAGUGCUGCGUAUCACCAACUACAACGCGGAAUACAGUCUGUACAAGCCCCGACGCCGAGACACCAUGUCACUGGCGCGACAGGACUCCAUGAGCAGUAGUCAAGACGCAUUUGAGGCGGUCCAGGAAACGGUGGCUCCUGUCCUGACCGUCUACCUGGACCUCCAGGGCUUGGGCAUGUCUCUCAUCAACCGGCGCAUGGUCGAAGUGGUCUAUCUCUCCCUCAACGCCUUGAAGUUCGAGUACGCCAACAACCCCGUCGCCCAGUCUGUCACUCUGUCCUGUGGAGGCUUGCAGAUCGACAAUCAGCUGCACGAUGCCCUCUUCCCUGUUCUGCUCCAGCCAACUCCGAUCUCUCAAGAUUCAAAGGCGGUCGCUGCCUUGCCCACGGUGCAGGCAUCAGUGAUCUGGUUGAACGAUGAGGAGCACGGCGUGUUCUUCGUCAAGUACUGCUCCAUUCUUCUCCAAGCUUUGACGGUAGAAGCGGACGAAGACUUCCUGUUUUCCCUCUACGAUCUCACGAAGAUCAAGGGCGCGUCGUGGGACGAGGGCCAAGAAGACGUGCUCCUCAAAUACCCAGAGGAUAUACCUGAGCCACAAGCUACCGCGCGCGGGCAAGACUUGUACUUCGAAGUACUGGAAUUGCAACCGAUCAAGCUGUCCAUCUCUUUCAUGCGCACAGAGCGGGUCAGCGGGGAAGAGAAGUUGAGUCUCCGCAACCCAUUCGCCGUCGUGCUCAACGCGGUCACGAUGGCGGUUGGAAAUGUCAACGAUGCUUCCUUGGAAAUGAAUGCAUUGGCGAUCAAGGACAUGCGUCUCACGCUGCCUGAUCUCGAGGAGCGGAUCACGCAUCAUUACCGUCAAGAAGUCCUUCGCCAGCUCUAUCGCAUUCUGGGGUCAGCGGACUUCAUCGGCAACCCCGUCGGGCUCUUCACCAAUGUCAGCUCCGGUGUCGCCGAUAUCUUCUAUGAACCGUUCAACGGAUCGGUCAUGCAUGGGAACAAGGAGAUCGGUAUCGGCAUCGCGAAGGGCGCAGCGAGCUUCGUCAAGAAGACUGUCUUCGGGUUCUCGAACAGCUUCACCAAGUUCACGAGCAGCGUCGGAAAAGGUCUUUCGGCGACCACCCUGGACUCCGAGUAUCAGCUGCGCAGACGUAUGAACCAACGACGUAAUCGCCCUCGACACGCCAUCUAUGGUGUCGCUGCAGGUGCUGAGGCACUUGCUAGCAGCCUUGCAAGCGGCGUCGAAGGUGUGGUGCUCAAGCCCAUCGAGGGUGCCGAGUCGGAAGGGGCAAAGGGAUUCUUCAAGGGGGUCGGAAAGGGGCUGAUCGGCGUCGUCACGAAACCCGUGAUCGGGGUGUUCGACCUCGCCGCCAACGUCUCGGAAGGCAUUCGUAAUACCACGACGGUGUUCGACAACCCGGCUCGAGACCGCGUUCGCUUGCCUCGUCUCAUACCUGCCGAUGGUGUCCUCGUGCCGUAUGCCGAGCGUGAAGCAUUGGGACAGUACUGGAUGAAGGACCUCGAGUCGGGCAGGUUCCGCACUGAGACUUACGUCGCACACCUCAACCUCCCUGGGGGAGACAACGUCGUGCUGCUGACCACGACGAAGGUGCUCUCGUUCUGGUCGAACAAGCUCCGGCUCGAGUGGGAGCUCCCCUUCACGCAGGUCCAGGGCGUCACCAUCGAGGACACGGGCAUCAAGUUCGCGCACAAGGCCGGCAAGGAGCACGACAAGUUCAUCUUCAUCCCCGACAAGAGCUCCCAGACCUGGUUCUUCUCCCAGAUCGCGUCCGUGGUCAAGGCGUUCAACGCCCGGCGGCGCAUGGACUCCUGAGCCCUUGCGGCUGGAGAUGAGGACUCGCUCACGCACGCUGCACGCUCACGCACGACGCACACACCAUUCUCGGACGGUAUUAAAGUGUAUUGAUAGACUGUAUCUCAUGUACCAUGCAAGAUGUACCAAUGUAUGACGGCAUAUAUGCGACCGCGCGGAACGGCAAGAGUGAACGAAAGCGGUCGACAAGGGACAGUGAAUCCAAACACACAAACGAUAUAAUGGUAGGCGAUAGAGGGAUGUGGUGAACCAACGAACGAUAGGCGAGGGGAGACUGGAUAUACAGAGGGACCGAGCGAGACAGGGCGGUGGGGGGUAACCGGCGGAGGGAUUAACGCAUAAAGUAAGGGAAUAAAUACUAUGGACAGCGGGAUCCCUGCAUGUGUACAGACAGUGGUGCGCGCUGCACUUAGACUGGCACUGACCGGGCGGGCGCGCUCUAAUGGCCGCCCACGGUGUCCUCGCUCGCGCGAUUCGUGAGCCGGCUCUGGCUCUUGACGGCCGUCGUCGCCGUGCUCGUGCUGAAGUUGCGCUCGCGGCCCUUGAGCGCGAGGUCCUGGUGCGUGCCGAACUCGUCGAGGUGGUCCCCGGCGAGCCCGGUCGGCGUCACCUGCUCGGUGUUGUCGCUCGCCGCGUAGCCCUUCGCGCCGUAGUGCUCGAGGCUGCCGUAGCUGCCGCGCGGGCUCGUCGAGUACGCGCUCUGGAAGUCCGUGUCCUCGUCGUCCGUCGCGCCGUUCGCCCCGGGGGUCAACGACGGCGUCGUUGGGGUGGCCGUUGUCGGCGAGAAUGCGCCGAACGACGCGGUGGACGGGAUUUUGCGCAGCCCGGGCAGCUCGAGCGUCGAGGUGGUGACCUGUGGGCGGGGCUUCUCCUCGGGGGCGAUCUCGGUCUUGGUCUCGCUCUCCGUCGCUGACAGCGCGGGGUCCAUCGUGUCAGAGUUCUUGGGGUUGGCACGGCGAACAGGGGUGUCGAGACCAGACAGGGCGGGCGAGUCGGUCAGUUUCCUGGACUUGGGCUUUCCACGACGUGCGCGUGAGCGACCAGACUCAGACCACUCGCUCUCGCUGUCCAGCGAGCGACGGUACGCCUCAGAGCCAAGCGCAGACUCCAGCUUGCGCUGAAUUUGAAGCACCUUCUGCGCGAUCUUGUCGCUCUUCUGGCUAAUCCCCUCGUCGACGGCCUUCAUCCCGUCCUGCUCCAUCUCCGCCGCAGAGAAUCGCUUCUGCUUCUUCUGGCGCUCCUUCUCAAGCUGCGCCUUCUCGCGCUCAACCUCGUCCGCGUGCUCCUCCUCCUCGGGCUCCUCGAGCACAGUCCCCGUCGCGCGCUCGGGCUUCAGCGUGAACUCGUCGCGCAUGUCCCCGCCCGAGUACGACUCCGCGAGCGUCGACUCCGUGCUGAACGAGCGCAGCGGGCGCGACCGCGCGUCGCUCCCGCGGCGGUGCGAGGGCGCCGAGGGCGCGGAGCGCGAGGACAUGCGGCUGGACGGGCGCGAGCCGCCGUAGUCCGAGUCGUCGACGUCGACGGCCAUGUGCGCGAGCGCGCGCUCGAUCUGCGCCUCGACCUCCGCGAUCAUCUCCGCGCGCUCCUCCUCCAUCUUCUCCAUCGUCUCGCGCAUCUGCUCGAGCUCCUCCUGCGCGGUGCGGUGCGCCUUCUCCGUCUCCUGCAGCUGCUGCUGCAGCUUCUGCUUCUCCGACGCGGUCAUGGUGAUCAUGCUCGACAGGCGCUUCGUCUCGCGCUGCUCGCGGUUGAUCUUCGAGCGCAGGUCGCUCGCCUCCACGCUCAGCUUCUCCGCGUACUGCUCGAACGUGACGAACUUGUCGCGCCAGAGGUCCGACUCCGUCAUGAGGAAGUUCAGCCGGCGCGAGAGCCGCCCGAUCUUCGUCUCGAGGUCGUCGCGCGCGUCCACGAACGCGGACGCGCGCUUGCGGAUCGACAGCUGGAUGUGCUGCUCCGCGACACUCAGGCGCGGCGGCGGGCGCACGCUCCCGAACGAGCUGAUGCGCUUCAGCAGCGACGGCUUCUUCAUCUUCUCCGCGAGCACGCUGUCGAACGCCUGGAUAAUACGUGUUGAGUGCCACCACUCUGGCGGCUUGACCAUGUCCGCGACGGCGGUAGAUGCUGAGCCUCGCUUCGCCUGGAUUUUGCAUACGGGGCGGAACCGCCCAGCAGGGAACGCUUCCUUGAACUCACUCGGUACACAGUGGUCGGGAUGGUAGUGCGGCUCGAACGCGGUGAGCAGCUUCUGACGGUACCUGUCGCGCUGCUGCUUGACAGAGACAACGCCGGCUGGAGGCGCCGCGCAGUUCAAGUAGUUGAUGUCCAAAUCGACGACGCACACCUCCGGCGGCGGCCGCACCGCGUAGCGCGCCUCCGUCGCCAGACCAAUGAUCCAAGGACCGGGGUCCUCAAUGUAAAUCUUCGCAUCGCGCGAGUGCACAGAGGAGAGCGCAACGCCACUCCAACCACGCAGUUCGACGAGGUACUUGACCGUCAUCACCGCAAUACCCAGCAUAGCCGGGUGCCGCGAGAAGAACAGCACACGGCCCGUAGGCGCCAGCGCAAUCUCGCAGAUGGUGAGAAUGUUGUCGAUGUUCAGGCACUUGAACAGCGGCCACAUCGUGAAGUUCACGUCGACGAGCCCGCGGCCAAAGUCGAGGCCGCCAGGGAACCGGGCGACGACCUCCAAGCUCGUCUCCGCGCCGCCCUGCGCGGGCGCAGAGGACGCGUCGAGGCGUACCAGCUCGCCGGCACGCGGCGCGGGGUGCGAAAGGAUCUUGGAGAUCUGCAGGGUGUGGGACUGCACGUCCUUCGAGAAGCGCGCCCACGACAGGGUAAGGUAAUCCCGCAUGAGGUCGUAGAUCGGGAAGCGCGAGACCAACGUCAAUGCGUAGGGCAGCCAGAAGACCGUGUCCCCCGGCAGGAACAGCGUGCUCUCGCCGGGGGUGUGUCCCACGGUGCUCGCGACCUCGUAGUCGCUCUCGCUGAUCGCGCCGCCCUCCCCGUCUGUUUCCGGGUCGAGGUCGGUUUCCGCGUCGGUGCCCGCGCCCCACGGGCUGCGCGAGCUCAUUUUCGCGCGUCGGCGCGCUGUCAUCGCGGGGUCGCCCCCGGGCGUCGCAUCAGACGCGUGACGGCGCAUCCGCGACGCUACCAAACUUUGCGCGCUCUCUUUUCUCGCACGGCCGGCUUCUAGUGUGCGGCGUAUGGCCGCAGUCCGCUCAGCGUCAGCAUGAGACCAGACGGUAAGGCACACGCCAUGGUAAGUUAUCUGGCCGGCUCCGCUCGCGUUGUUGCCCAUGCCGCCGCCGAGCUCGCUGCGCCCCGCGUUGUGUCCGUUGGGAGACAGGUACGCAGAUGAGGUGGGGCCGAGGUAGGCGGAAGAGGGCCGGGCGUGACGGCUGAAGGGAUCGUCUGCGUACGGGUAACCAUACGACGAGACGUCCGUGUUGGUAGUCAGCACGGAUGCACGAAGCAUGUCCGUAGACGGGCUGGGCGCCAGAGGGGUGGUGGGCGCGGGGAGGUUGAACGUGAAUGUGUGCACGGUGGACGCGGGCUGCAGAGUCGAGGCGAUGAUCUCGACCUCGCGCGUGAAGGAGAGCUUGAGCGCCUUGGACAGCAUCUUGCCCACCUCCUGCUUGCUGAGAUGGCCCGACGAGCUGAACAUGCUCGCGUUGCCGUCCUCGGCCUUGUUCUUCUUCUUGCGCUUGCCGCCGCCCGCGCCGGGGCUUAUCGUGCUCCCCAGCACCUCCGGCCGCCACCACCUGCCAACCGCACCCUCGGAAUGGUGCAGACCCAUCACGGAGUCGGGGUCGGCGAGCGUCCAUGUGUGCGGGCUCUUGGGCAGCCCGGAGACUACGUAGAGCGACGCGAGCGGGAGGGUCGGCCCUGACGGCGACGGGGGCGGCGCGCUCACUGAGGGCGGUGCAGAACGCGCAGAGACCAUGGAGUUGCGGUUCGAGCCCGGGAUGGGCUCCAUGCUCUGGCGCUGCCUGAAGCCGAGGACGCGUGCGGCCUUGUCGGUGCGUGCGGGAACGACUGCGUUCUCGACGGGGCCGUUGGCGGGGCGGUCGAUGGUCACGUAGUCGAGGUCGUCCUCCUGGGCGGACUGGAACGAGGUUGUGGACGGGUUGUGGGAGAAGGAGAAGGAGGGCGAGGCGAGGCCGCCGCCCUGGCGGCCGUGGCCGAAACCGAGGCCGGGGAGGCCGUUUUGGGCGUCGUCCCUGUUGGCGUGGACGGCGUUCGCCCCCGCACCCACACUCCCACUCCCGGAGAUGGUGAUGAUCGGGUCAGGCGCCGGGAUCGGUCGCGGCACCCCGUGCCGCCGUCCGCCCAUGCCAGCGCUGCUGCCCACCGCGCCGCUCGAGCUGGCGGCGCCGCCGUGCGCAUCCUUGGAGUACCCGCUCGUGGUCGAGCGCAGGCUCAAGGUCGACUUCUGGGUCGCGCGGCGGGAGAGGAGAGACGCCGGGCCCGUGCCGUGAUUUUUGUUGCCGUCGACGUCCUCCGAGAAGCGGGACUUCAUGAUCUUCUCGCCAAUGGUAGGCGCGGGGGUUGCAGACACGGCGAGUGGCUGCGGCACA